AUGCAUCUCACUCCCAUGGGGGGGGGGGGCCAGGGAGUGGGAAUCCACUGCCGGGCAUGUGGCCUGCUGAGUGGGCUUGUGGCUGCUCUUGGCAACGUCCGCCGCGAUGCUGGGCCAGGCCUGCCGACCAACUUUGGUGAUGAUUCGAGUGUGGAGUGGGCUUCUAUCAACCGUGCAUCCAUCACAGGGACAAACAUCAACUUGGUGACCGGGGACUGGCGAUUGACAAGACAGUAG
Molecule: messenger RNA, 237 nt
Organism: Sporothrix brasiliensis 5110
Lineage: Eukaryota; Fungi; Ascomycota; Sordariomycetes; Ophiostomatales; Ophiostomataceae
Exons: 1
Coding region: 1-237 (78 amino acids)
Source: RefSeq, a predicted model, not a curated record